AUGUGGUUAGAUGAAGCGGAUGGAUUUGCGGAAAUCUUUAAAGGCUAUUUACCUUACUAUUUGUUGGUCGCUCUUCCCAUAUUUAUAAUUAUGUCCCCAGUAAAUCCUGUUGCUGCCUCACAUGAAUUUUCUGUAUAUAGAAUGCAACAAUACGACCUUCACACUGUGCCCCAUGGAUGUCGCAGUGCCAGUUUUAACCUGGAAGGCCGAUCACUUUCUUCCUGGAGUACAUCUCGGCACUGUGUGGUUGCACAUAUUCAAGAUAUAACCAUUGAACAAUUUAUGGAAGUUCGGAGCAAAGCCGGGGCUUUGUUGUUGGUGCUACCAAAGAACGACACAGUCCUAACACCAGAAGAGAAGGAGCAUAUCCAACUACUGGAAAUGGCAAUGACCCAACAAGAAAUCAAUGCACCAGUUUACUUUGCGAAAUGGUCUCCUGAGUUUGAAGAUAUCAUUAAGGACCUUCAGCACGGCUUCAUCACGGAUGACAAAUCGGGCACAGCACUAGAGGCAAUGUUUAAUACUGUCUCCUCUAAUGGCUACCAAAUUGUGGUAUCGGCGUCAACUCCCCAGAAAAUGGAAUCCAAGCCAGUGACCAUUCAUGGCAAGCUGGUGGGCCGUUCUGGAGCGGCACAGACUAUAGUUAUCGCUGCACACUACGACUCGGCCGGUCUUGUGCCUGAGCUAUCCCAGGGCGCAGACUCGAACGCAUCCGGUGCCGUGGCGUUGUUAGAACUUGCCAGAAUCUUCUCCCGACUCUACUCUACCGCAGCAGUUCGCGGUGGACCAUCUCUAGUCUUCGUUCUCACAUCGGUUGGCCAUUCCCUGAACUACUUCGCAACGAAAAAGUGGUUGGAGGAACAGUUGGAUUCUACUGAUGCUACAAUAUUGACGGACGUGUCGUUCGUGAUGUGUCUGGAUUCCCUGUCGUCGCCGCAGUUGACGAUGCACGUGUCGAAGCCCCCGCGGGCCGGCGGUGCGGCCAACUCGUUGCGUUCCCGCCUCAAAGUGCCAAUUGUGCACAAGAAAAUCAACUUGGCCGACGAGCUACUCGCUUGGCAUCAUGAAAGAUUCAGUAUUAGAAGAAUGACAGCGUUCACGCUUAGCUCUUUGCAGAGUCAUAAAGACCCAGCUCGUAGUACGAUCCUCGACACACCGUCGGAGACCUCGCUGAAGAAUCUGGCGUCACAUAUCGCCGUGACAGCGCGUGCCCUCGCCUCCCACAUAUACAACCUCACCGACGAAGAAAACGACGAAGACCCAGCUAUAUACGACGACGCUCUUGCCGUAGAAGAGGCGUCAAUCAAACACUGGUACGAGUACUUAUCGUCGCAGCCCAGAGCGCCGCAGAUCGUCACAACGUCUUCGCCGAAUGCCGGAGUCACGGCCGCUUUAGAGAGGGCGCUCUCGCGGUACAUGGACACUACGGUUAGCACUCAUGCGAUCGACAAGCGCGAACCAGAGUACACACUCUACUCGCCUGUGCGAGCACUGCUUUACGUUUAUAGUGUUAAGCCGGCAGUGUUCGAUCUCAUCCUAACUCUGGCCAUAAUAGCUUAUCUGACCGUGGUAUAUUUCGCCAUACAGCUGUUCCCGCGCUUUUAUGAAGAAUAUGCUAAAUUGGUUACGGGCAAGGCUAAAGUACAUUAG
This is a messenger RNA of Parnassius mnemosyne (clouded apollo), 1650 nucleotides long. The record is from the annotation of a GenBank genome assembly. Lineage: Eukaryota; Metazoa; Arthropoda; Insecta; Lepidoptera; Papilionidae.